GGGGAGGCACAGGUAGUUAAAAGGUAGUGAUCUGGAUGCAGUCUUCUCUUGGAGAAGAGAACAGAGUGGCGGCACGCAAGUCAACCACUAGCUACUUGUACAAUGCCCAAUAUUGUCCACCCGGUCAUCCUGCUGAUGGCCUUGCUGGUGGUAACAGCAGGGAAUCAAGCAUCGCUUCCCAAGACUACACAGUGGCCACGACUGAAACCCACUAAGAAGCCUCCGCCUCGAGACGAUGGGGGUCCUCAGCAGCCGCCCGGCCGCUUUGGGUCCCAUCCAGUCACAACCACUGUGAGCCCCACCGCCAGUGGUAUCACAGAGGAAGUCACAGAGUCUCUGAUGGACGCUUAUUCUACUUCCCCCACCGACAGCACCACCAGUGAUGCUUAUUCUGCUGACUACCACACAGAGGCCAUGGUUCCUCCUGGGGUUGGACCUGGGAACUAUACGUUAGACUACAACGAGUGCUUUUUCAACUUUUGUGAGUGUUGUCCACCAGAGAGAGGUCCUCCAGGACCGGUGGGUGAAAAGGGAUUGCCAGGUAUUCCAGGGGAAAAGGGGGAAAUGGGACCUCCUGGACCUCCAGGUCAGGAUGGACUCACUGGAGCUCCAGGGCCUCAUGGAGGAAAAGGAGAGAAAGGUGAUCCUGGAGUAAGUGGGCUACCUGGGAUUCCCGGUGUUACUGGGAAACAAGGAGAGAAAGGUGAAAUGGGCCUCAAAGGAGACAAAGGAGAUACAGGUUUAACUGGGCUGAAAGGAGACCCAGGGGACAGGGGAGAGCCCGGCUGGAACGGAACAAAGGGAGAGGCGGGCGAGCCUGGCAUACAAGGACCAGCUGGCCCCCCUGGCCCAGAUGGCAUCAAGGGGGAGAAGGGUGACAAAGGAGACUGUCCAUUUGGAGAGAAAGGACAGAAAGGCAGUAUGGGGGAGCCAGGGCUUCAAGGGCCAAAAGGAGACAUGGGCGGGCCAGGUCUGAACGGCACAGAUGGGCUUCCUGGGGCUAAGGGGCCAAAGGGAGACCCGGGACCCCCAGGUAAGCAGGGAGAGCCUGGUCCUCCAGGACCCCAUGGACCACCAGGGCAGAGGGGGAUGCCAGGGAUGAAAGGCACAAGAGGCCUGAAGGGAGCACGAGGUGUUAGGGGAUUCAAGGGGCUUAAGGGUGAACCUGCCGUUCAGAAGCGCUCAGCCUUCAGCGUUGGUCUCUUUCCCAGUCGAUCAUUCCCACCACCUGGCCUGCCAAUCAAGUUUGAUAAAGUCAUAUACAAUGAGGAGGGUCACUGGGACCCCCACGCCAGUAAGUUCAACUGCACUCAUGGAGGAGUUUACGUCUUUUCCUACUACAUAACAGUGCGUAAUCGCCCCCUACGUGCAGCCCUGGUGGUGAACGGGAUUCGGAAACUCCGAACUCGCGACUCCCUUUACGGCCAGGACAUUGACCAGGCCUCUAACAUGGCAGUGCUCCGUCUAUCAUCUGGAGACCAGGUAUGGUUGGAGACUCUGCGGGACUGGAACGGUGUUUAUUCCAGCAGCGAGGACGACAGCACGUUCUCUGGAUUCCUGCUCUAUGCUGAUGCCACCAAAGACUGAUGGCCAGGAAUCACACUGACCUCUGGAUGAACCAUUUUAGACUAUAACUUCAUUUCAUAGGGGUGAAACGAAAGCUGUCUAUAUUACCCAAAGUACCUGAGACCUGAACUUAGAUCCGUUUACUAACAGUAACUGUACAGCCACUAAUUAUUAUGCUACCCGUUUCAUCGCUGGAACAAUCAAUGUUUGAUUGUGCUUUAAUUUUUUUUAUAAGCUGGUGAUUUGUGGCAGCUAUUUUGUAGCUCUUUACAUAUUUAUACAAAAUAGCCAGUAGUUUAUGCAAUAAAAUAAUAAUGCUUCA
This is a messenger RNA of Labeo rohita (rohu), 1888 nucleotides long. RefSeq names its product otolin 1a (gene otol1a). The coding region runs from base 103 to 1587 and encodes 494 amino acids. The record is from RefSeq and is a predicted model, not a curated record. The transcript is spliced from 5 exons. Gene Ontology annotation, molecular function: protein binding. Lineage: Eukaryota; Metazoa; Chordata; Actinopteri; Cypriniformes; Cyprinidae.